AUGCCCACCCGUGCGGGUGGGCACUCAUGUCUGUGGCUGGCCGUCUGGGCCGUCCUGUGGGCGGGCAGCGACGAAAUUGAGGUGGACGGCACACUGGCCCGUGCAGAAGCCCUGGGGGCAACCAAGUUUGCUGGCGAGACGGACGGCACCGCGUUCGUGGAGACCGUCCGCGAAGUGGGCACGUCCUUGGAGCUGUGGAAGGCGUUCAGGGAUGGCGGUGUGGAGACGAUACUGGUGACCAAGGACUUGUUCCUGCGUCGGAACGUGUGGCCCGGGGACGACCAUCACAGGAGGCACGCCGUGCGGCUGCGGCGGAACGUCACGCUGGAGGCCCACCCCUCCUGGUCGGGCCGCUUGCCGCGAGUGGACGUCGACUUCAUGCGGUUCCGGGUUACUCCCGACAAGGGCUAUGUACUGAAGGUGCGCCGGCUGCAGUUCAUCCACGCGGUGAAGAACGCCAAAGACAAGGAGCUGUUGCUGUCGGUGCCGUUCUUCUCCCAGCUGAAAGAGUCGACCCUCGUGCUGGAGGGGGUGGUGUCUGAUGUUGCCGUGGGGCACUCGUCGCCGUUGGGGGACGUGCUGGAGCUGGAGGGCAAGGUCAGACCAGCGGGGUUGCAGGAAGUGGGGAAUCGACUGCGGCUGGUGGGGGACGAGCAUUGCCGGGUUGAGUGGGGCGUGGCCUGCCCUGGGGGGGCCUUGUCGGUCGAGAACUUCGCCAGUGUGGUGCAGAUCAACAUGCAGUGGGAGGGCACGAUUAAGAGUUAUGACGCAACUCUGGUGGUCAGGAACAGCCUGAUGGUGGGGAUAAACGUGGACGACCGCAAGUUUUUCAGCACAGAGGAUAUCUCAAAGAAGAGGACGUUUGUGGCAGACAACCUGUUCGAGCUAUUCAAGGCCAUGAUGGACCCCGAGGUGGUGAUGGUGUACCUGUUCAAUGACAUGGUCUUCGAUAUGUCGUCCUGGCCCAACCACCAUGGCCAUCUGAUCAGAACCUGCAGCUUGGACAGAGACAUCGUCAUAACAACGCACCCCACGAGCUCAGGCUUGGCUGAGUUCGACUUCAACCUUGCAGAGAGCGGGAUAGCUGUGACAAGGAAUGCAACCCUUGUUCUGAAGGAUGUACUCCUCACUAGGACGUCUAGGAACCCAAAUCACACGCUCACCCUGCCUUUUUUCGACUUGGAGCAGGGGACCAGGCUGCUUUUGGAUGGGGUGGUUGCGCACACACCCAUCCCCACCACAGAUCAACAGUAUAUUUUGUCCUUUGUGGACACCUUGAAGGACAGAAGUGCAGGCUCGCCAUCCCACUCAAUCAAGUACCAUGACGACUCCCAGUGCAGAGAAAUCGUCCAGGGGCUUGGUAGCAGGAAUGUCACGUGUGAUGGUGGAUUCUGGGUGACGUCCAUGUUGGGCAGCUCGUCUGACGUCGGUCUGCGCAUACCACCUGAGGAUCUGGCCGCUGACAUGCCAGGGCUGGUGGUAGUCAACAAUUCUUUCUUUUCGGUGCUGGAUCUUCAAAAGCGGGAGAUCAAGAGCGCAGAGGAGCGGCUGCGGCAGGAGAAGGGGAUUGCAAUAGUCAGCAAGGAAGGGGAGCUUCGGAAAGCACUGAAGGACGCUACAGUCAAGACUGUCUGGUUGAGAAACAACAUGAACCUGACAAGAAAGGCAUGGGGCAGCAGCCAGAAUGGAGGUUUGAUGAUUGUUGAUAGGGAUGUGAGGAUACAAUCGCACCCUAACACAGCCUAUGCACUUGCCAUCGACCUGAAUUUCAUGGUCGGACGGGUGUCAGCAGGGGAAGGCCAGAGGCUGGAACUGGUCAGACUGAAUCUCACGCGCGUUUCAAGGGAAGGUCGGCAUCUUCAUUUUGUGCCCUUCUUCUCCUGGCAGCACAACAGCACACUGAAUUUCAAGCAGGUUCUGUCACAGAUGGCAAUCGAACCGAGCAAAUUUGGACCCUUAAACCACAAGUAUGCUCGUAUGUUCGCUGCCAGUGAUGGGCUCAACAAGACAGUGCCUGAAGUCAUCAAUGAUGCUAUGUGCAAGAAGAUGGCCUCAACAGAUUGUCAAGACCGUGCCCUGUACAUUGUUGAAGUGCUGCAACAGAUCAGCGUCUGCAGACAGAGUCUACCCAUGCUGCAGGAUUUCACGCAGCAACCAUGCCCUUCAGAGGGUGUAGGGAUCUUUGAAGCCAAGUACAUGUUGAUUUUGGCCAGGAAUGUGGAGAGGUGCCCACUCUAUACUCGAGAGGAAGUGGAAGCGGGCCAAAUGUGUAUGCAUCAGCCCAUUCCGGGAGACUUCAACAAUGCAGAGGAGACGUCAGAAGAUGGCAAUGCGCUUAAAGGAAUUGGCUGGAACUGGACACUUUUUGUCUACUUCGUGGUUGUCAUUGUCAUCGCCUUCCCAAGCAUAUAUGUAUUUAGAAUUGUGGCAAGAUUCUGCAACAGUCCCUCUCCUGUUGCAAGUCAAGUCAAGUCAAGUCAAGUGCAGGAUUAUGGUGCUGAGGAGCUUCCUCAAGCCAACGAUGAGAAAGACGAAUGCGUCUUGCAGGAGCACCAGGAGGCUGCAGCUGAGCUUUUGGGGGACUUGACACUUGGACCUUUAAUGGGCAUUGGCAGUUACGCUCGCGUGUACAGAGCCUUCUGGAAGGGGAUGCCUGUUGCUGUCAAAGUGAUUUUGCAUGAAGCGGGUGGAGUAGAGGCCAAAAUUGAGCGUGAGGCUGUCCUCAGCACCAAGUUGCAGCAUCCAAACAUUGUUCAGGGGUACCACUUCACCACACGAGCAGCGAGCGGAUGCUGCAGACAGUCAGAGAUCGCUAUUGGAAGUGCAUUCAUCAACCCACUGUACGUGAAGGGCGGGGAGCCCACCUCAAGGAGCAUGACAUCUGUGGUGGAAUCAGGGUCCCCACAGACAUCCGUGGUAACGUCGUCAGUGCUGUUCUCUGACCAGGCUGCCACCAGGGAGGCUCCUGGCCUUGCACCCCAGCUGUACAGGGAGACAUGGCUGGUGCAGGAGCUUUGUGACAGAGGCACGCUCAUGGAGGGUCUGUCCUCUGGACUUUUCAGGAAAUUCAGGGAGUCGGCAGGGGCAGUGUACCUGGAGCAUGUCAUCCUUGCCUGCCUGGACAUUGCAAGGGCGAUGGAGUAUCUGCACAGCAACCACAUUGUGCAUGGUGACUUGAAGAGUGGGAACGUGCUGCUGCAGAGCAGUGCAAGUGAUCCCCGGGGCUAUGUUGUGAAGGUUGCUGACUUUGGGCUCAGUCGGCAGAUGGUGGCUGACAAGGCCCAUUUGACUACUUCUUUUUAUGGCACUGUCACACACAUGCCGCCUGAGGUGCUUAUGCAAGGGCAUCUGUCGCUGGCCACAGACAUCUACUCCUUUGGAAUGAUAAUGUGGGAAAUAAUGGCCGGUGAGCCUCCUUUCAGGAAUCUGGUGCAGAUGGAAGUGAUGAGGAAGGUGGUGCUGGAGCGACAGCGACCGGAGUUUCCAUCCUGGACACCCUCUGAGUAUAGGAGACUAACAGAGCGCUGCUGGUGUGAUGACCAUAACAAGAGGAUACCGUUCACGAACAUCUGCGAGUGCCUGUCGGCGAUGCUGCCAUCAAAGGCGCUGGCGCCCUCCCUGGAGAGGUGGUUGUCUACCAGCGGCAGCGCCAGUUUGCAGCAGCACCAAACACACGGCCACAAGUCAUCCACGGCCUCUGGCAGUGCCCUACAAACUGCUAGCUCCGGUGGGAUUCAGAGGGUCACUGGCGUGGGGCCCGUGAAUUUCUGGGUUGACGGUAGUUUCAGCACUUUGUCAGCAUCCUCGAUCGAGGACCAACGCGAGUGGACUCGAUAA
Messenger RNA from Ostreobium quekettii, 3837 nucleotides. The record is from the annotation of a GenBank genome assembly. NCBI's taxonomy places the organism in Eukaryota, Viridiplantae, Chlorophyta, Ulvophyceae, Bryopsidales, Ostreobiaceae.